AAGACCCCCAGGAGGGGUUAAAAAAAACAAAAAAACUUAAAGUUUAUCAAUGAUUGUCAGUAGAAAAAAAACCCACUGCAUUGUAGAGGCUUUAUGGAUCAAUAGACCCAUAAAGCCUUUUUACGGGUGAGUUAGUUUUCUCUUCUGUGUAAAGUUCAUUUAGAUUUUUGAAGCUGACUCUACCUGCUGUGGUCAUUGAAUUGGAAAAUAUGCCGAGUCAAUCCUGUUUGUAUUUCCUAGGUCUGUUGCAUCCUUACCUGUUUGCAUGUUUACAUUCACAAAAGUGUUACUCUAGUUUUAGUCAUCAUGACUUUUGGUGGCCUAAAAAUGCCACAAAGCUGCAACUCAAGUGAGUCUCUAUUAAAUGAGUUAAAAAGGUUCAGGUUCAAAGAUUUCAUGUUAUCACACACAAACAUUUAUACAAUGUUUGUGUGUCACAAACUAGCGCUCAUAGCACAUUGUGUGACAUUGACUACUACUUGCAUGCUAAAUGCCUGCUUAUUUAUUUAAGGAGAGGUGCAUAUAAUGUUUGAAAACAAAAUAUUAUAUUUUACAGCCAGCAAACCAAGAAAUAUUCAAAGUAUGAAGCAUGAAAACACAGAAAAGUGUUUUGAGUUAAGUUCUCAAAACCAGAUAUGCACUUCUAUGUAUAUAUGGGUUAUGACAUAUUUUAUCCUGCUGCACCUUGUAGAAUUUCAUCAUUGUAUUUGGCAAAGAAUGCAUUAUUUUCUUGACGAAAUACAUGCACAUAUACAUGCACAGCUAUUUAUUGAAGCAGGAAAAUGUAAACACCUUGGAAACUAUAAUGUAUUCUGAAAAUAUUUUAAAUCUGCACUGGAUAAAUUACUGAUGUAGCACAAGUGCUAAGUAUAUACUAUUAAUGAAAAAGCUAUAACAUAAAUUCUCUCUAUUCAUAAUUUGUGAAUGAGUAUUUAUUGUGCUGUUACAUUUAAAAAAAGGUCUUGUGGCCAAAUGUUAUUUGGAUUUGAAGGAAUCCAAAUAAACUAGUAUAAACUAGUUAUUGGUUUUAUUAUGACUGAUUAUUAAGCCAUCUGUGUGUAUAAACAACAUAGUAGAUAUGAUGAAUAAGAUAUUUAAAUAAUGUGCUGUUAUUCAUUAUGAUUAGUCAUAAAUAUUGUUCACCCAAUAGUUUGCAUAAAUUAUUUCUUUUGACUUCAUUGUUUGGAUAAAAGUGAUAAAAAUGUUAGAAUACCAAGUGUUUAGUAGAAACCUAUAAUUUGUAUGAAUAUCUGAUGGAUAUAUGCUGAAGGUGUGAAAUCACAACAUCUACAUUUCCUUGUAGGCCCAAAAACUGAUGAAACAAAGUUUAAAACUUCUGUGUCGGCAUGGAAAUAUUCAGAUUUACAGCUCUCUGUAAAUCGUUGUUCCCCUCAAAGGAGUUACAAAGGCAGUUACAAGGACUAUCUUAUUUGUGAUUAGUUAAAAAUUAAACCUGUCUCUACCGUGUAGAUCUAUGAGAAGCCUCUGUUAAACGUCCACAUGCCAAGAUGAGCGGCUUCAGAGACGUCCUGAAGGAGGUCGGGGAGUUUGGUUUGUUUCAGAAAACUUUGCUUGUUGCUUUAUGCAUACCCAGCAUUUUCCCGGCUUUCGAUGUCAGCAGUCAGGUGUUUGUGGGGCUGAGAUUCUCUCACUACUGCAACACUGACUGGAUCUUGGAGAGAGGUCCAAACUUGACAAAAGAGAGACAAAGGAACCUCACCAUCCCGGUGGACAAGGAUGGGAGAUUUGAAAAGUGUAGCAUGUUCACCCCCGUGGAUCUGGAUUUGGAAGCUAUUGAAGCAUAUGGCCUUAACAGGACAACAGAAUGCAUCAAUGGCUGGGACUACGAGGUUCAACAAGGAGUCUCGAGCCUUGUCACAGAGUUUGAUCUAGUUUGUGGCAAAAGUGGGUUAAUCGAGGCAUCGCAGUCAAUCUACAUGGCAGGUAUCCUCAUUGGAUGUUUACUGGUUGGGGCUAUUUCUGACAGGUUUGGUAGAAAAUUUGUAAUCCUGCUUUCUCUUCUCCUUCUACUGUUGUUUGCUGUGAUUACGGCUUUCUCACCAAACAUCUACGUUUACAUAAUCUUUAAAUUUUUAUGUGGGUCUUCUGGUGGUGUCAUUAUUAUGAACACAUGUGUCAUGGCGGUGGAGUGGACUGACGUUUCAAAGUCUGCUCUUUGCACAACGUCCAUCAUCAGUUUCUGUUCAAUUGGACAGAUGCUUCUGUCUGGUAUUGCAUAUUUGACGAGAAACUGGAGGAUCUUGCAACUUGUGCUCUUCAGUCCUCUUGUCAUAAUCCUGUUGAUCUUCUACUGGCUUCUCCCAGAAUCAUCUCGAUGGUUGAUGACGCAAAACAGGAAGGAGGAGGCUGAGAAGGCACUCCGCCGGGCAGCCAAAGUUAACAAACGAAGAGUACCAGGACAUCUGCUAGAAAAGGUAAAUUUGGAAACUACUCCAGACAGAAAGAACAUGAUGGACAUCUUCCGCAUAUCAUAUUUGAGGAAACGCACUCUAAUAAUGAGCUUUAACUGGUUUGCAGCCAGCUUCCUGUUUAAUGGACUGAGCCUAAAUAUAGGGAGUUUCGGCCUAAAUAUCUACCUCACGCAGCUCAUCUUUGGCACUGUUGAAAUUCCUGCCAAUGUGGCUUGUUUGACUAUGAUUCAACGUUUUGGGAGGAGAAUAUGUCAGGCAGGCUUCCUUUUCCUUGGAGGAGUCUCUUGUUUGGUUGCCACUGCUGUCCCAAGAGCCCUUCCUGUGGUUGUGACAGUCAUUGCUAUGAUGGGAAAAUUUUCUGCUGCUGCUGCCUUCAGUACAGUCUAUGUCUAUACAGCUGAAUUAUAUCCUACUGAUAUAAGACAUAGCGGUAUGAGUGUAAACUCUAUGUGUGCUGGAGUGGCGGGCAUCCUCUCACCACUGGUCAGGCUCUUGCAAGCCUACCACUACAGCAUUCCCAUGGUUGUUUAUGGCAUCAUCCCGAUGGCUGCUGGUUGUUUCAGCCUGUUGCUCCCUGAAACACUCAAUGUUGAACUUCAAGACUAUAUUGAACUGAAAAAAGCGACAAAAGCACCAGAGGGGAGCCAAUGCUGUGAUGAAGGAAUGGAUGAGAAACUAUAAAUUUGAAUAUAAACUACAUUGUUGUAACAGAUCUAACUCAAAAAACAUUUUAGGAGGAACUGAUUAAAUAUGUUAAAUGUG
This is a messenger RNA of Xiphophorus hellerii (green swordtail), 3194 nucleotides long. Its product is annotated as solute carrier family 22 member 13-like. Gene Ontology annotation, cellular component: membrane. The coding region runs from base 1509 to 3113 and encodes 534 amino acids. The transcript has 10 exons. NCBI's taxonomy places the organism in Eukaryota, Metazoa, Chordata, Actinopteri, Cyprinodontiformes, Poeciliidae. The record is from RefSeq and is a predicted model, not a curated record. Gene Ontology annotation, biological process: transmembrane transport. Gene Ontology annotation, molecular function: transmembrane transporter activity.